Molecule: messenger RNA, 711 nt
Organism: Saccharomyces mikatae IFO 1815
Lineage: Eukaryota; Fungi; Ascomycota; Saccharomycetes; Saccharomycetales; Saccharomycetaceae
Gene: PEX11
Product: Pex11p
Exons: 1
Coding region: 1-711 (236 amino acids)
Biological process (GO): peroxisome fission; regulation of peroxisome size
Cellular component (GO): peroxisomal membrane
Source: RefSeq, a predicted model, not a curated record
AUGGUCUGCGAUACAGUGGUGUAUCAUCCUUCUGUGACGAAAUUUGUCAAAUUUUUAGAUGGUUCGGCUGGCAGAGAAAAGAUUCUGAGAUUGCUACAGUAUCUAGCCAGAUUUUUGGCUGUUCAGAACUCCUCUGUUUUGGCCAGGCAAUUACAAGCCCAAUUUACCACAGUAAGAAAGUUUCUGAGGUUUUUGAAACCUUUAAGCCACUUGCAAGCAGCUGCUAAGUUUUACGACAACAAAUUAGCCAGUGACAACGUAGUCAGAAUCUGCAAUGUAUUGAAAAAUAUUUUUUUCGCUGCAUAUUUGUCGUUAGACCAGAUCAAUCUUUUAAGAAUUCUGAAAGUGCUUCCGGUCACUAUCCUUACUGGUAAGAAAAUACCACGGUGGUCCAAUUGGUGUUGGUUGUUUGGUCUUUUAAGCGGUUUGGCUAUGGAUCUUCGCAAGAUUCAAACAUCGCACGUCCAAAUCACUGCCUUCACGAACGCAAAAUCACAAAACCAAGGUGGUGAGCAAGAGGAUCACAAGAAAGUAUUAGGGAAGGCCUAUCAAGACAGGUAUUCUGCAUUAAGAAGAUUAUUCUGGGACGCUGCAGACUCGUUUAUCGUCCUUAACAACUUGGGAUACUUAACCAGCAGCGAGGAGUAUGUUGCGUUAUCUGGUGUUGUAACUUCCAUUCUUGGUAUGCAAGAUAUGUGGAAAAUGACAUGA